This is a messenger RNA of Homarus americanus (American lobster), 1805 nucleotides long. Its product is annotated as glutamate receptor ionotropic, kainate 1-like. Lineage: Eukaryota; Metazoa; Arthropoda; Malacostraca; Decapoda; Nephropidae. Gene Ontology annotation, molecular function: glutamate-gated receptor activity. The record is from RefSeq and is a predicted model, not a curated record. Bases 493 to 1701 code for a protein of 402 amino acids. Gene Ontology annotation, cellular component: membrane. The transcript is spliced from 9 exons.
AGUGCACAGAUAUCAAAAUAUUUACAGCAUACAAACAAAACUUCAAGAUUAAUGCAAAUUGUAAAUUGUAAAAAAAAAUUAACGUCAAAUGACCACCUCAUCAAGCCACUGAAGGGAUCAACAUACCUGGAUAUCACCUUAUAUCAUCGAAUAAUUAUUACAAAUCUUUUUUAUAAAGUUAUUAUAUCUAUUUUGUACGAUACCAAUACUUAUAAACACACUUAUAUGGUAAACCUCACUUGGUUAAGUAAAAAAUGUAUGAGGAGUUAUGACUAGCCGCUUUAAAUCAAUAUUAAGUCUAUAAGCGACAGGGUUAUAGCAAGAACCACUGUCGCGUGACUAUUGGCACUGAGCUUGUGCAAGGGGAAGAAAUAAAAGGAGCGUCACAGAGGCUUUCUCUUCAUUGCCUUGGACCACCGCGCCCCGCCUAGAAGUGUCUCCCGCCACCUACUGCUUACACUCCACUCUUACCUCAGAGGUUGAGAAUCAUCCAUGACGACUGUUGGAGUUUCCAUACUCCUGUUGCUGACUGUCUCCCCAGCCGUCGCCCAACUGCCUCGCCCUCAUGACAGUAGAGACACUUUGACAGUGUCAGCCACAGUGAUGGAGGCUGUAUUGUCGACAGAGAAGGACCCAAGGUGUUCCUUCCUCCUGCUCACUGAUGGUGUCACCUCCCCUAACACCUUCCGCAUGUUGAAAAAGCAGCUGCAGACGCCUUGUUUGUUUGGCUUUUUCGAGGCUACAGAGGACAACAAAGAUGUUGAUCAGGUGAUCGAGGCGGCCAAACGGCUGCGGCGGAAUUCAUGGCAUGUGACGGUGGUGGUCGUGAGCGACGAUCCAACUUUCCUCACUUCCAUCACCAGCAAGACGGUAAGGAACAGCCUUCUAGUGGCUGAGACGAGGCUCCUAGCCGUUACUCGGCUUCCCCUAUCAAAACUGUGGGAUCUCCAGGAGUCCUUCGCUCUGAGGAACGCCAUGUUGAUCCUCAUGGAUGAAACCUCUGGAUCCCUCGGGUGCAGCGUGUACGUCCACCUUCCUUACAGACCGCAGGGCACCAAGGCGUUGAAGAUUGCCUCCUGGACGCCUCAUCGAGGCCUCACUCUCACUACCCAGCUCCCACUCUUCCCUGAUAAGUUUACAAGAUUUCUCGAGAAGCCACAUCUGGUGGCAGUAUCGGUGGAAUUUGCCUCUCAUAACCUUAUUGUGUUAGAGGAUGUAGCGGCUCCCGGAGGAAAGAGGAUCACCUUCGAGGGAAUCAUGGAAACUGUGCUAAAGUAUCUUUCUGAAGGUUUAAAUUUCACGUACUCGUACGUGCGACCUGAAGAUGGGACCUGGGGGACUCAAAACGACAAAGGACAGUUUUCUGGCAUGAUGGGCGUUAUGACCAGAGGGGAAGCGGAUAUUGGUCUCGGUCCUUUCGCUCUGACCCCCAUCCGCUACGGGGUAGUGGACUAUACAUAUCCUGUAGACAUCGCCUCUAUGAAGAUCAUGUCGGGUCGAGGGAGGGCGGAGGCGGACCCGUGGGGCUUCCUGUUGCCCCUGGCACCGCUGGUGUGGGUGGCCCUCCUAAUAUCGCUCUCCGGAGUGUUGUUAACCUUUCUCCUUUUAUCUUCUUACUUGUCUCCCAAAAUAUUUGAUCGACGAAGCUUCAAGACAAACGCCAGCAGCCUUAUCCGAGUAUUAUUACAGCAAGGCAAGUGAUAAAUUCGUAUUUAAUUGAUAGAUUUAUUUUUUCAAGUAAAACAAAUAGGAAAUAUAACUUUAACUUAAGAAUCUUCCUUUUCAAGCUGGUAUUAUUUCGGCAC